Messenger RNA from Fragaria vesca subsp. vesca, 1906 nucleotides. Its product is annotated as protein TRIGALACTOSYLDIACYLGLYCEROL 3, chloroplastic-like. Gene Ontology annotation, molecular function: ATP binding; ATP hydrolysis activity. The record is from RefSeq and is a predicted model, not a curated record. The transcript has 10 exons. Bases 334 to 1374 code for a protein of 346 amino acids. NCBI's taxonomy places the organism in Eukaryota, Viridiplantae, Streptophyta, Magnoliopsida, Rosales, Rosaceae.
AAGAACAAGAAGAACACCCACGUCACAUCCCCACCCAAAUAGCUGCCACAACAGUUUAACAACACGUUUACAUUGCCCCAUUUCAAUCCCUUUCAUUCCAUUCCCUGUUCAACUUUCCACGUUGAUUCGAAUCAAUUCCUUUCUCCCUGGCUCCCAAAUUCAUCUGGGUCCGCCUCAAUUCUGCAACUUUGCAUCACCCAGAAUCGGAAUUUGCUCAUUCAAGACUGGUCUCUGGGCUAUAAUCUGAUCCGGGUCUGGUUCAAGAUCACAAAUUUCCAAUCCCAGAGCUCAUUUGGGUCAGCUUCUGGAAGCCCAAUUGGUCUGGGAAGAAGCAUGGUUUCUCUGGCGAAUUCAGUGUUGUUUCCUGUGACUACAUCCAAUGGCAUUUCUGGGCCGGUUAGAUUAGCAAAGACGGUCAGUUUGUGUAGCUAUAAGCAGAAGAGAGAGCCCAGAAACAUUGUGUGUGCUUGUAUGGCGCCUCCCCAUAACUUGAGGAGCGAUGAAUCCUUUGCAGCUAAAUUCGAGGAUUCAUUGAAAUCAGAGGAUUUAACCACAGUAAGAGAGCCCGAGGAUGACUCUGAUGUUCUGAUUGAGUGCAGAGAUGUCUACAAGUCAUUUGGUGAGAAGGAUAUAUUGAGAGGUGUGAGCUUCAAGAUUAGACAUGGCGAAGCAGUUGGAAUAAUUGGUCCUUCUGGCACGGGAAAAUCUACAGUUUUAAAGAUUAUGGCAGGGCUUCUUGCGCCUGACAAGGGAGAGGUAUACAUUCGAGGUCGAAAGAGAGCUGGUUUGAUAAGCGACGAAGAGUUAUCUGGUCUUCGAAUUGGAUUGGUGUUUCAGAGUGCUGCACUUUUUGAUUCGUUGACUGUUCGUGAAAAUGUUGGUUUUCUUCUGUAUGAAAAUUCAAGCAUGCCCGAGGAACAGAUUUCAAAGCUCGUGACUGCUAGCUUAGCUGCUGUUGGGUUAAAGGGAGUUGAGGAUCGAUUACCUUCAGAGCUGUCGGGUGGUAUGAAGAAAAGAGUUGCAUUGGCUCGAUCUAUAAUAUGUGAUACGACAAAGGAAUCCAUAGAGCCAGAGGUGCUCCUAUAUGAUGAACCAACAGCUGGACUUGAUCCGAUUGCAUCUACUGUUGUAGAAGACCUCAUCCGCUUUGUCCAUACAGAAGGGCAGGCCGCAUCAGAGAAGCCUGGGCAGAUUGCAUCUUAUGUUGUUGUAACUCACCAACAUAGCACCAUCAGACGAGCUGUUGACAGGUUAUUGUUUCUGUAUGAGGGCAAGAUAGUCUGGCAAGGAAUGACUGACGAAUUCACAACCUCAACAAAUCCAAUCGUUCAACAGUUUGCAUCUGGGAACUUGGAUGGCCCAAUUAAAUACUAGAGUUGCUAAAUGAUAUGGUGGGUGGUAUACAUAAACAAGACAUGGUGAUCUGCUUGCUGCGUGCAGUGAAGAGGAAACGAAUCCAUGCUAGAAUUGGGUCAGCUGAGUGCCUGCACAUUCAGGCUCUCUCUGCCUCGUUUCUUAUAUAUACACCAAGGCAGUGCAGCGGAGCUCAUGCAAAUUUUAUCACUAUCAAAAAUCAUGCUUAUGCAUCCUUAGUUGCAUCCUCCGAGUUUUUUGAAGAGUCAUCAUCUUCUAAAUUACAUGGCGAGUAGAGGUCACAAUUAACUUCUUUAGUUCUUUUUACUAUUAACUUAUUCAGAGUUUCUAGUUUUAGUGUCUAAUUUAUGAGAUUGGGCACCUCUCUAAAGCCCCCAUUGUUAAAAAUUAAAAUCAGAACAAUAAUGAUCAAUCUGAUGUGUUUAUGUGAGUAGAUAAUUCUUCAUUCUCUAGCAUAACUGAAACAUACGAGUGAUUUGACAACCAUUGAAAUGUAAUUUGCUUGUUCAAUCAGAGUUCUUCCAUUCUAUCC